Camelina sativa (false flax) is the source of this 1196-nucleotide messenger RNA. NCBI's taxonomy places the organism in Eukaryota, Viridiplantae, Streptophyta, Magnoliopsida, Brassicales, Brassicaceae. The record is from RefSeq and is a predicted model, not a curated record.
AAAAAACACUUGACUCUCUCUAUCAAUCUGUAAAAACAAAACUAAGAUAUAUUUGUUGUUGUUCCAAAAAGAAUGGGAGAAACUGCUUGUCUCAUGCAGCCAUUCUCAUAUGCAGCUCCUGAGGGAGGAGGAGACUCUCUUGUUGCUUCUUUAGGACAGUCUGUGUCCUUCGGGAGAUUCAUGUCCGAUAAACUUGACUGGGAGAAAUGGUCUGCUUUCUCCACCUCCCAGAACCCUUAUGUGGCCGAGGCCGAGAGGUACUCUAAGCCAGGCUCUGUUGCUCAGAAGAAAGCUUUCUUUGAAGCUCACUACAAGAAACUCGCUGCUGCUAGGAAAGCUGCUGCUGAAGAAGCCCUCUUGCUUCAACAGCAAUCCCAACCAGAUAAGCUUCCAGUUCCAGCAGUUCAACAAUCAGAUAUCAAUUGUCUUGUUGGAAAGAAAGAUGGGCUGGUCUCGAAACCGGAUCUUGAGCUUCCCAGAGGAUCCUUAGAUGCUGCUGCUGCUCAAUUGAAAUCACUUACAGAGAAACAAGGCGGCUGCGGAUUUGGUAUUAGACAGUCUUCUGACGAGAAAGAGAACUGUGGGAUGCCUGAGUCAGAGAUCAAUGGUGGUGGCAAAGUUUCUACACAAGCAGAGGAGGAGAAGAAGCCUAUACUUCUUAAGAAGAAAUCCAAAGAUUCACAACNGUCUGAAUCGACCGAGAAGAUGUCGGUUUCGAGGAAAGUUGGUAAAGUUGAAACGAAACAACAGUCCCAAGGAAGCGAUGAUACGAAAGAAUCAGAAACAACAGGUUCGACAGAGUCUGAAGGGAGAUUCAGCACGUUGAAGUUAUGGGUGAUAGCACUGUGGUUGAUAUCUGGUGUAGGGUUCCUAGUAGUGAUGCUGUUGGUGUUCUCGACUCGUAAAGUGAGAGGAACAACAAGAGGGAAAGGGUACAGAAACAAGAGACGAACUUCGUACUCGAACACGGGUUUCAUGGACACAAAAUGAUCGAGAAAGAGUGAAGGCUUACUUGAUUCAAGAGUAUGAGAGCAUUGUGUAGAUACAAACUAAACCAAAGCUAAAAAGAAAAAAGGUGAGACAAUUUACUCUUUGGAUUUUCCCCCCAAAGUCAGUCAUAUAGGUUUACUUUGUACUUUUCAGGGAUUUGUGUUUUUUUUUUUCUUUUCUUAAUUUCUGAAUUCGUAUUUCUGCUA